AUCGACUCAUUUGUUCUUCUCCACCAAAAAGCUAGGGUUUUGUUGUGAAAGGCGAUAUUUCGUGCGACUUCGUCUCCCGGAGGUUUUCUCCUUCUAAUCGACGACGGAGUGUCUUCUCCACUUGCUCAGGUGAGUAUCGAGUAGAUUGAGGGUUGAAUUGGUUCGAUUUUGUGGUGGAAACUCGAAACCGUUUUCUCGGAUUUCAAUUAAAAAUUGGGGCUUUCGCGUUAGGGAUGUAAAUCGAAGUCUGGGUUUCGAAUAAUUGCUGUAAAUCGUCAUGGUCGAUUCAUUUAGGGUUCGUUUCUCUGAGAUUUCAAAUCGAUAGAGGGAUUUCGAGUUACGGUUCUAAAUUGAUUCGGGGGUUUGCGUUUAAUAAUUGUUAAUCCGCAAGAGGGUUCGAUAGCAUCAAUGGUUACUAGUCGAUUAACAGCUUCAGUAUGUGUUCUUGUGUGGUCUAUAGUAGUUGGAUGCCAUUUUUUUAAAUUGGAACUCGAUUAAUACAUGUAAUUGAAACUGGAUUGUUGCAGAUGGAAACUCCCCGAGAACCUCAUUUCUUCAAGCCUCUUCUUCCUGGUUUUCAAAGUGGCGUGGUAUUCUCUGUUCUUGAAGCCUAUUUUUCCUUAUUUUGUAUGUUGGUAUUUAGGAUUUAUGUUUAACUAUUCCUUCUCUUACUUGCAGGCAAUACCACUUGACUUCUACUCAAAACACAUACAAGGGACUGAGAUCAAUAACCCAUGGAAGCUAAGAUCGGACGCUUCGGAUCAAAUUUGGGAGGUGAUCCGAGAAGGCAGGACACUCACCAAAGGUUGGAAAGAGUUCACCGAAGCACAUGAUCUUCGAAUCGGUGACAUUGUCAUCUUCAAACACGAAGGAGACAUGGUCUUUCAUGUGACUCCUUUUGGUCCAAGCUGUUGUGAGAUUCAGUAUACACAUCCUCACAUCGUUAAGGAAAAAGCCGACGCGGAUGAUGCUCCUACUUUCUCAUACGACUACUGCUUCUUGGCUGAGGUUACUGCUACAAAUCAAAAGGACGACAAAAUGGUGAGUAAAAUUUUGACUAUGUUACACACCAUAUUUAGUUUUUUAUUUGUUUGUAGUACUGCUUCUUGGCUGAUGUUAUUUCUGUGUUUGUAGUUUCUUCCUGUGGAAGCUAUGUGGUGUGGUGCUUUGACCCAACAAUGCAAAGAGGUCAAACUUGUCAACAAGGAGGGAAAGUCAUGGACUGCGCGCUUCGGAUUUAGCGAAUCAGACGGCGCAUAUUACAUCAGCAGAGGGUGGAGAAAGUUCUGUCGUGAUAACAGAUGCACCAACGGAGCUUUGUUUGUGUUCAACGUGGUUGGAGACGGGACGACAACUCCAUUACUGUAUGUAUGUCCGGAAAGGAAGGAGUGUACUGAACUACUGAUCAACCACUUCAGCAGAAUCGAUGGUAGCAUUGCUUCUACCUCACGAAAUUAGAUGGCUCUUUUGCGGUCUUUCCUCUCUAUCAUCUUAACUUGUUUCUUUUUGUUUCAUUAGCAACUUAUCAACUUAUGUAUUUCGGUUUGUAAAACUUGAAUGGUUUUUCUAUGUGAACUUUUAUGCUAAGUUAAACAUUGUCGAACUUAAUUCCUUUGUUGAAUGCGUAGACUGAUCAUCGAACAAAAUGUUUCUAUGAAUUAAAUUUAAGUUAAGAAACAAC
Brassica napus (rape) is the source of this 1681-nucleotide messenger RNA. RefSeq names its product B3 domain-containing protein REM2-like. Lineage: Eukaryota; Viridiplantae; Streptophyta; Magnoliopsida; Brassicales; Brassicaceae. The record is from RefSeq and is a predicted model, not a curated record. Gene Ontology annotation, molecular function: DNA binding. The transcript is spliced from 2 exons. The coding region runs from base 1153 to 1458 and encodes 101 amino acids.